Molecule: messenger RNA, 3163 nt
Organism: Pygocentrus nattereri (red-bellied piranha)
Lineage: Eukaryota; Metazoa; Chordata; Actinopteri; Characiformes; Serrasalmidae
Product: myocardial zonula adherens protein-like
Exons: 14
Coding region: 374-2107 (577 amino acids)
Biological process (GO): transcription elongation by RNA polymerase II; intracellular signal transduction
Cellular component (GO): intracellular anatomical structure; nucleus
Molecular function (GO): transcription elongation factor activity
Source: RefSeq, a predicted model, not a curated record
CUCUCUCUCUCUCUCUCUCUCUCUCUCUCUCUCUCUCUCUCUCUCUCUCUCUCUCUCUCAGGAGGAGCCUGUCUGUGGGCGUGUGCAACUCUGUCACUCUGGACUUGUCGAAACGGUGCAGUAUUGCUUUUCCCUCAGCUCUAUGCAUGGAAUACCUGUCUCUCUCUCUCUCUCUCUCUCUCUCUUUAUCUCUUUUUUGUCUGUCUCGCUCAGCCUCCAUCCGGAGGAAGGAAUUCUAACACAGGCCUGUUGCUUGCAGGGGAACUUUUUUUCUUUCUUUGCUCUUCCUCUCUCUCACUCAUUCAGCAAGUGGGAGCACCGAGUGUGUUUGUGAGUAUCUGGUUUGGACUGAUAAGGACAGUAAGGGGGAGACAUGCUGAGAAACGGCCCAGCUGGAUCGGUCACCACCACGACCUCUCCGGAUCAGAGGAGUGAGAGGGAAAUCAGGCGGCUCAGGCUGACUCUGCGUCCUGAGGACCCUACUGGCCAGAAAGACCCAGUGAAGAGCACGCCACGCUCCGAGGAGAAGAUGGUGAAUGGCUCCUGGAUGAAGAAGAAUGGGGUGAUGCAGAGAGAGAGACCACCAGGCAGAGAAUCACCUAUAGAGGACAAGCACUCUUGUGGUGUGAGCAAUGGUGUUGGACCCAGAGUGUACGGUGUGGUGCAGCGGACGGGCGAGCAGCAGCAGCAGGAAGUGACGGCCCGCGAGUGGCCAGUCAGUCAUUUGAGAGAUGAGAUGAGGUACAUCAAAGAGGUGCGGGACUCCUUAGAAAAGGUCAGAGAGCGGAUGUAUGGCCAGUUUGGAGGAAUGCAGCAAUCCGUGGAGAAACUCUCCCAGGAAUUAAGGAUGGCGAACUCUCAGAAGCGUUAUUUGGAGGCGGAGGUGAAGACAGGAAGACAGGCCAUGCAGAGUUUUGAUCAGAUGAACAGCUCUCUCAUAUCAGCCAACAUCGACCUGCAGAAAGCCCUGUUGGAGAGCUGUAAUGGUCGUGUGGGGAACAGGGAGGAGAUGAGGGCUCUGCGUAGCUCCUUCGAGAAAACUGAAGAGAGACUGAGGGAACGUGAGAAGCAGCUGGCCGCUGCCCAGGCCGAAAACCAGGCGCUAAAAUUACAGGUGGAGUCAUCUCAGGAGGCCAGUGCGCAAGCGAUGAAGGAGAUCAGUGCUAAACUGCAGCAACAGUAUGAAGAGCAGCUACAGGAACAGCAGAAGAAACACAGGCAGGAGAUAGAAGCUCUGCAGGCCCAGCUGGAGGAGUACAUGAGGCGACUGGAAGCGGCUGAGAGGAAUGUGAAGCUGGCAGAGGAGAAAAUUGCUGAGAGGGAUCAGAGGAUCAGCGAACUGGAGCGACUGCUGGACUGCAUGGCUCAGGAGAAGAGCCAGCUAACUCAGAAACUCUGUGACUGUGAGAAGCGCUUGCGCACUUUGGAUGAGGUAGACUCAGGUGUUAAGAAAAGGACUGAGCAGCUAGUCUUACAGAAAGAAGCAUCGGAGCUGAAGGAGAGAAUAAAGCACCUUAAUGACAUGGUAUUCUGUCAGCAGAGGAAGGUUAAGGGUAUGAUAGAAGAGGUGGAAACACUGAGAGCUAGUGUGGCUCAGAAGGACAUGUACAUAUCGGAGCUGCUAGACAGGAUAGCGAUUGUGGAGUGUGAGAAUAAUGAGUUAGAAGACAAGCUGAAGUAUUUUAUGUCUGUACAGAACGCAACCGUGAAUAAACCCCUCACCAGAGAGAUUGGAGUUGGCUGCGACUUGUCCGUAAGCCGACCUGACAAUCAGGUCUAUGAGACUACAGUCCAGACCAGGUCAGCUCCGUCAGCUCCAGCAGCACCAAGACCUCCGAGCAGGCUGAACUACAGUUUACUCCGGUACACGCCUCUGCAGUACAGCAGCAUGCUCUCGUCAAUCACACGGGAAACUGCAACGAGUCCUUUGGAAAACACAACAUAUUCCAAUCCAGUUCAACCUCCGAAUGAUGAAGCAACAUCACCAACAUCCUCAGACUCAGGACUGUCAUCCUCUGGCAGUAACCAAGCCAGAUCAAGCCCAUCAAGAAUCUACACGCCUUUUAUGAAGCUCAUGGAGAUUACAGCUAACAUAAAUGUAGAUUGAAGUGAAGUACAUGAAAUGAAUGAUGUAACGCUCUGAAUCAGAAAGUAUGAACGAUUUGUAUUUUUUUCCUGUUCAUUUUGUAACAUAUAAAUUAUCUCCUGAUCUGUGAAUAACUUAUUUUAUUUUAAUAGCAUGUUUGAUGCACUUUUCCCCUCUUUGUUUACAAAAAUAUAUGAUAUGGUUAUGUGGUAUGGAAAUCCCUCUUUAUUUUACAGUUUUAUAUUUUUAUUUGUUUUUUCCUUUUUAAUGUUUUGGCUAGCUUUGAAUCAUUUUUGCUCUUAAAUAUAAUUUUGUGUAGCGAUUUUCACAUUGUACACAUUUCAUGCAUCACAUUUUCCCUGUCAAACAAAAGAGACUUCACUCUUUGGGUCUAAUACAACACUAACACAGUGGAUGGUGGAUAUAGGAUGGAUUAAAGGGGAAUUUCUGCCUAAUUGAAUCAUUAAGAUCUAAACAAUGUCAUUUGGUAGUUUGCUGUGAAAUGUGCCAUUCUAGAUAGACUUACCAAAUCAGAAUUGAUAGGAACCAGAUGUUCAAAGUGUUAAUAUCUCUAAAAGCUCCCACAUUUGAAGUUAUCACAUAUAAUGGUUUUGAAUACACUGCCUGGUGCCUGAGAGAUUGUUGUGUAGAUGUUUUGAGAAGGUUUUGGCCCAAAACAUGUCAUUUUUAAAGCCAUUUAUGGUGGGCAGGUACAUGCAGGGUGAUGUAUGGCAAAAUAGUAACAUUUAUGACUAUUUUCCAUCAUCACUGUUACAAAUAAAAACUCAGAAGACAUGUAAAGUGGCUUUAUUUGUGUUGCAGACAUUGUGAUUCCUGGUUCCUAUCAGCGCCACUGUUAAAAGUCUCUCCAGUGCACCAUGUUCACAUGAGACCACCCUGAAUGACUGUUUUUAUGUCUGUCUUUUUUAUUGCUGGAAUUCUUCUUUAAUAUAAGUGUGCCAUCAAGUCAUUUUCACUGCCAGAAGCAAACCGAGAGAGACUAACUCUCUCGAUGUUGCCACUGUAAGUGUGUAUUUGUGAGGGUAGUCCUAUAAUAAAGAGAGUAUCAGCACAACA